Quercus lobata is the source of this 720-nucleotide messenger RNA. Its product is annotated as TMV resistance protein N-like. Gene Ontology annotation, molecular function: ADP binding. Gene Ontology annotation, biological process: defense response. NCBI's taxonomy places the organism in Eukaryota, Viridiplantae, Streptophyta, Magnoliopsida, Fagales, Fagaceae. Bases 2 to 694 code for a protein of 230 amino acids. The record is from RefSeq and is a predicted model, not a curated record. The transcript has a single exon.
GAUGAUGAAGAAAUUGAGUUCUAAACCCUCAAGCAUUAUCAAAAACUUCAUAGCAAUGGAAUCGAUUAUGGAAAAAUUUAUCCCUUUAUAUUUAGGUUUUGAGAAUAAUGUUCGCAUGAUAGGGAUUUAUGGUAUGGGGGGAUUGGGAAAAACAACUCUUGCUAGAGUUGUUUACGAUGAAUUUCGUAGUCAUUUUGAAGGUUCUAGCUUUAUUGCUAAUGUUAGGGAAUAUUCAAAAAAACACGGUUUGCCUCAAUUACAACAGCAGCUUCUUGCAGACAUUUUGGAGAACCGAAAUAUAUAUGUAAGGAAUGUUUAUGAUGGAGUUGACUUGAUUAAGGAAAGGUUGCAUUGUAAAAAAAUUUUACUUGUUAUAGAUGAUGUUGACCAUUUGGACCAAUUAACAAAUUUGGCAGGAGAACAAGACUGGUUUGGAUUGGGGAGUUGGAUCAUCAUAACAACUAGAGAUGAACAUGUGUUGAAACUACAUGGAGUGCUUAAUAGAUACAAUCCUAAUGGAUUAAAUAAUGAUGAUGCUUUAAAACUUUUUUGUUUGAAAGCCUUCAAAAAUGAGCAGCCCGAAAAAGGUUAUAUGCAACUCUCCCAAGCAGUUGUCAAAUAUGCUAGUGGCCUUCCAUUAGCUCUUAUUACUUUAGGUUCCUUUUUGUUUGGAAGAACAAUAGUUGAGUGGUAAAGUGCAUUAUACAGCUUUAAAGAUAC